Molecule: messenger RNA, 2867 nt
Organism: Symphalangus syndactylus (siamang)
Lineage: Eukaryota; Metazoa; Chordata; Mammalia; Primates; Hylobatidae
Gene: C23H6orf89
Product: chromosome 23 C6orf89 homolog
Cellular component (GO): nucleolus; Golgi membrane
Source: RefSeq, a predicted model, not a curated record
AGGAUUUGGGUGGCCAGGACAAGGAAGAGGACGGUCCCUUCUUCCAAUGCCGGGAAGCUGGGGUGGGAGACGAGAAGAAGCUGGGCGCAAGAACAGAGAAAAAUGCAAACUUCAUUCGCGGUGGUCUCCAAGCAGCGAUACCGCGCCACUCUGGGUGAUCUGAUUGAUCUUCAAUGCAUCUAGAACUUAUUUUGGUGUAUGGUAUGAGAUGGUGUCAGGAGUGGGAUCCAAAGUGGAGCUUCUAGCGACCCCCAGGAGCACUGAAUGAACAUGCAAGGUACCUGCAGGACCCACUUGUGUCCAUUGAUCUCUCACAGCAGCUGGGGAUCACAGAACCUGCAGAUUGGAUCGUCUGAGAACACCAGAGAAAGAGAAAGACUGUCCUUGCCAUCCACACUACAGCAAAACUUUGGAGCUUUAAACCUUGGGUUCAUAAUCUCACAACUGAGAAGGGUCCCUCCACACUCCUGGAACUGUACAUCCAUUGGAACCCUUAAGGUCUAUGCCACUGUUAGAAUCAGGCUAACUCUUCAGAACAUCCCCCUGUGGCAAAGCUCACUUUGGCCAGAGUUGGAACUACUUUCUGCAGGAAUCAUUGUAGUCAAUCAUUUUCCAGUUCUCAGCCGCUCAGUUGUGAUCAAGGGACACGUGGUUUCCGAACUGCCAGCUCAGAAUAGGAAAAUAACUUGGGAUUUUAUACUGGAAGACAUGGAUCUUGCUGCCAACGAGAUCAGCAUUUAUGACAAACUUUCAGAGACUGUUGAUUUGGUGAGACAGACUGGCCAUCAGUGUGGCAUGUCAGAGAAGGCAAUUGAAAAAUUUAUCAGACAGCUGCUGGAAAAGAAUGAACCUCAGAGGCCGCCCCCCCAGUAUCCUCUCCUUAUAGUUGUGUAUAAGGUUCUCGCAACCUUGGGAUUAAUCUUGCUCACUGCCUACUUUGUGAUUCAACCUUUCAGCCCAUUAGCACCUGAGCCAGUGCUUUCUGGAGCUCACACCUGGCGCUCACUCAUCCAUCAUAUUAGGCUGAUGUCCUUGCCCAUUGCCAAGAAGUACAUGUCAGAAAAUAAGGGAGUUCCUCUGCAUGGGGGUGAUGAAGACAGACCCUUUCCAGACUUUGACCCCUGGUGGACAAAAGACUGUGAGCAGAAUGAGUCAGAACCCAUUCCUGCCAACUGCACUGGCUGUGCCCAGAAACACCUGAAGGUGAUGCUCCUGGAAGACGCCCCAAGGAAAUUUGAGAGGCUCCAUCCACUGGUGAUCAAGAUGGGAAAGCCCCUAUUGUCGGAGGAGAUUCAGCAUUUUUUGUGCCAGUACCCUGAGGCGGCAGAAGGCUUCUCUGAAGGGUUUUUUGCCAAGUGGUGGCGCUGCUUUCCUGAACGGUGGUUCCCAUUUCCUUAUCCAUGGAGAAGACCUCUGAACAGAUCACAAAUGUUACGUGAGCUUUUUCCUGUUUUCACUCACCUGCCAUUUCCAAAAGAUGCCUCUUUAAACAAGUGCUCUUUUCUUCACCCGGAACCUGUUGUGGGGAGUAAGAUGCAUAAAAUGCCUGACCUAUUUAUCAUUGGCAGCGGUGAGGCCAUGUUGCAGCUCAUCCCUCCCUUCCAGUGCCGAAGACAUUGUCAGUCUGUGGCCAUGCCAAUAGAGCCGGGGGAUAUCGGCUAUGUCGACACCACCCACUGGAAGGUCUACAUUAUAGCCAGAGGGGUCCAGCCUUUGGUCAUCUGCGACGGAACCGCUUUCUCAGAACUGUAGGAAAUAGAACUGUGCACAGGAACAGCUUCCAGAGCCGAAAACCAGGUUGAAAGGGGAAAAAUAAAAACAAAAACUAUGAAACUGCUUUCUGGGAGUUGGUUACUUAGUUACCUGCCCUUUGCAUGCAUGUGUGAACCAGCUGUGAGCUGCAAGGCAGUGGCCAGAGCCUAGCCCUCCUGACUCUUCCUGCAGAUGGCUCAGGAAGGAUUCAGCCUGGCCACUUGGCUAGGACUCUGCCAGCACCCAUCUGAGACUGACCUCUUCCGGGCCUUUGGGCACUAUGACCUUGAUGCUGCCCUUGAGGCAGGAAACAGGGCUGGUGCCUUCCUUCACCUGCAUGGCCAGCUUCCUUCCCUGGCAGUGGAGAGGGCAGCCAACAGGUUCUAAUGUCAGAGCCAUCCUUUACCGGGUGGGCCUGCCUGUCCCCAUCUUCCCUGUCACAUCACUCUACUUUUUGGAAGACCAUGGCUGAUUAAAGAAGUUCUUGUAGUUUCCCAAGCAAAGUGGAAUCUAGAACCAGUGAAAAAAGUUCAGGUAACUUUGAAUUGCGUUCAGGAAGUACACUUCUUUCCCAUUGUCCGUGGCCCUUGGAGUCUCUGUGACGCCAGGCUAGAGUCUGAUUAUAUAAUAAUUCACAAUGGUAACUCCCAAGGUAAUGCCUUCUUCCAUUUCAUCAGGUUCUUAUAUCGCCACUGCACUCCCUCCCCUUCUCCCUUGCCUGUCUGGAUGGCUUCUCAGAAGCUCGGCUCUAGCCCUCCCUGCCUUGGGGGGGCCAGAGCCCACUACUGCUGAGGCAGCAGUGCUCUUGUCAGCUGUGUUGCCUUUACCAAGUGUCUUCAGAGGGUUAUGAGCUAAAGUAGCUGGCCUGGGGAGAGGGAGCCUCCCUGGGUUUGAUCUUUAGGGUCUGACUUUCUGCAGAGAAGAUGUUUUACAGAUGUGUCAAAGCUGAUGUAAUGUGGUUGGGGGAGGAAAUCCAGACCCAAAGUGUUUGUCAGCUGGGUGUGCAACUGCCUAUGUGAUCCUCUGUCUUAAAAUGAUUUCUGUCUGUGCUGGGAAACAAAGGCAAGGUGAGGUGUUUUUCUUUUUUGUAAUAAUACAAAGCUGUGUGUUUCUGA